Vicia villosa (hairy vetch) is the source of this 453-nucleotide messenger RNA. RefSeq lists its product as uncharacterized. The transcript has a single exon. Bases 1 to 453 code for a protein of 150 amino acids. The record is from RefSeq and is a predicted model, not a curated record. Gene Ontology annotation, molecular function: zinc ion binding; nucleic acid binding. NCBI's taxonomy places the organism in Eukaryota, Viridiplantae, Streptophyta, Magnoliopsida, Fabales, Fabaceae.
AUGAAGCAAGGUGAAUCGAUCACUGAUUAUUUUGGCCGAGCAAUGACGGUUGCAAACGACAUGAGGAAUCAUGGAGAAGAUGUGGAUGAUGUCAAGAUCGUUGAGAAGAUUUUGAGAACCCUCACUGAGAAAUGGAACUAUAUUGUUUGUUCCAUUGAGGAAGCCAAGGACAUAGAUCAACUAUCUGUGGAUGCCUUGCAAAGUUCUCUGCUCGUUCAUGAGCAAAAAUUCAAAGUAAGUGGAGAAAAGGAACAUGAUUUGAAGGUAACUUAUGAAGAGAGCUAUGGUGGAAGAGGGCAAGGAAGUGCUACUUUUCGAGGAGGUCGGGGACACAUCAAAGGCAGGGGCAGCCAACCGAGGAGUAAGGAAACAAUAGAGUGUUACAAAUGUCAUAAGCUUGGACACUUCCAGUACGAGUGCCAAGAAAAUUAUGCUGGUUUGGAGGAAUCAUAA